UACACAUUUUCACAAGAAACAACUGUCGCAAUACACCGCCCCAUAUAUAUAUAUAUAUAAGAUCUUUAUCGAACAAGAACGAGGCUGGGUUAUUUUUUCUUUUGUCAAUUUCAACCCUUUCUGAGAACAUUGCAACUGAUAGUUUCUCCACCUGGUUGGUUCCCUUGGAAACAGAUCAUUUCGAUGCUUGUACCUGACAUUUCAUUUCUUCCUAACUCCGAAUCGCAGCAUUGCACCAUCAUCAAGGGGUCAAACGGCCGAAAUCGAACUCACCUGACAUGCGCACCAAAACGCUGAGAAGCCGAUAUCCCGUUGCCGACGGCGAGGAGCACGACGAGAGUGCACUGACCCCAAAAACCAUGAGACUGGCUGAACCCGCAGCCAGCACUGGCUUGGAUACCGGUGCCGGUACCGGUGGCGAGCUACCGUUCGAGGACAAAGCCGAUGGGGCAAACUCGAGUGACCAAAACGUAGCUGGUUGCGCUAACGACAACACUGCAACACCGGACACUGGGAUUGCAGCGAUCGACAACAGAAUUGCAGCAAUCGAUGCAAGCAUCAAGACACCGUACCCCAACCUUGCAACAGCCUACACCUCUGUUGCAGCAACCUAUUCUAGCGUUGCACCAAACUACACCAGUGUCGCAACAACGGGUGCGAACAUUGCCUCGGGCGACGCCGCUGGCGUUACGACGUCCAUGGCGGCGGCCGUUCCAGAUGUCGACGACAAGAUCUGCCAGAUGUGCGGCAAGAUGCACAACAAGGACGACAUCUUCAAGUACCUGUCGGUGCUUCCGGAAGACGAGCGCUAUAAGUGCCACUACUGCUCGGAGUCGUUUUCGUACAGCUGCCUCUUUGCCGAGCACAUGCGGACGUGUACGCCUGCACAGGGUGCACUCGGAGCCGCGUCACCCGUCAUCGCGCCGCCAGACCCGAUGAAAUGCUGCGGCGGCAGUGGUGGCGGCGGCGGCGGCGGAGUUGGGGUAAACUCGGUCGGGGGUUGCAGUGGUGGUGGCGGGAGUGGUGUUUGCAGUGGUGGUGUUGGUGGUUGUGGUGGCAGUAGCAGUGGUGGUUGCGGUGUUGGUGUUGGUGUUGGUAGUAGUUGUGGUGGUGGUGGUGUUGGUGUCGGUGGUGGGUGCGGCAGGGGGAGAAUGUGCUGCGUGGCUGCUCCCAGUUGCUGCGGAAAUUCCUCCAUGGGUAACACAGUGUGCGUUGCCAACGCAACAGACAUGGCACCGACGCCGCCACCACCGCUGCCGCAACCAAAAAACACACUGAUGCCACCAUCGCAAACAACAACAACAACAACAGCAGCAGCAACCACUGCCAUGGGUUGCAGCGGAUCUCAGAACCUCCACCAUUCGUCAAAGUUGCACCACCACCACCAUCAUCAUCACCACCACCAUCACCACCCGCAUCACCAACAUCACCAGCAUCACCAACACCACCCACACCACCAUCAGCAUCACCAGCACCAGCAUCAUCAACCGCAUCAGUGUCAGCAAAACUCGCGGCGGAUGUACGAUGUGGUCGGCUUCAAGUGCGAGGUGUGCGGCCACGUCCUAGCGAACCACGUGGCACUGAAGAGCCACGUGGAUCGGGAGCACAACGGGAAGGGCCCCACUGAAUGCGAAUUCUGCCUCAAGCGGUGCGCGUCAACCAUCGAUCUGGUGCUGCACAAGAGAAUGCACUCGACGGCCACCACGACCGGCGCAGCCGCCUCCUACAAAUGCCAGUGCUGCGACCGCCAGUUCCACUGCCGGUCACAGCUCGUCGAACACGAAAAGAUCCACACGGGCACUGCGCCAUAUCGGUGCGAGUUCUGCAACCGCGGGUUCUCGUAUCGCUCGAACCUUAUUGUACACAAGCGCGUCCACGACAGUAAGAGAAGUCAUUUCGAGUGUGACCAGUGCGGGCAAACUUUCCAACACGGGGCCCAGCUCACGCGGCACAAGCUGGUGCACACGACGGACAAGCCUCUGGAUUGUCGGCAUUGCGGGAAGCGAUUUGUGAUAUACAGCAAGCUCAUUGAACACAUUAAUCAGUCGCACACUCCCAACACAAGCCGAGUGUAACCGAUUUUUCAACCUGGGCCCCUGUUUUACCCAACCGCUGAUGCAGCACAGAGGCACCGUCACGGUAUAUAUACGACAGCCCUUUUAAGCCAAACCCCUAACUCACACUGAACGAACUUGUCUGUUAUGCACCCUUGACUGCAAUUCAGGUAGAACACAGCCCUUUUAAAUGUGACCCCUGAACUACACACAGCUGCCAUAAAUGCCCACCUAAAAUUCAUACAAAAUGUGGCCCUUUCAAACAAGGACCGUGAACUACAUGUCACACAUGCCUAAUUGAAAGUCAUACAAAAUACGGCCCUUUCAAACAAGGACCGUGAACUACAUGUCACACAUGCCUAAUUGAAAGUCAUACAAAAUAUGGCCCUUUCAAAUAAGGACCCUGAACUACAUGUCACACAUGCCUAAUUGAAAGUCAUACAAAAUAUGGCCCUUUCAAACAAGGACCCUGAACUGCAUGUAUUACAUGCACCCAACUAAAGUUCAUGCAAAAUAUAGCCCUUUUAAACAAGAGCCCUGAACAUCUGUCACACAUGCCCAAUUGAAAGUCAUACAAAAUAAGUCCCUUUCAAACAAGACCCGAACUACAUGUUACAUACACCCCCGAUGAAAAAUCAUUCAUAAGUACCCUUUUAAAAAAGAGGAAAACCUGAUCCCUACCUGUUUAUCAUACAACCCCCAACAACAGUCCAUUCCAAUAUGGCCCUUUCAAAUGAGAUCCCCUGAGCCAAAACUAAUCUGUCACAUGCUCUCAGCUUCAAUUCAUACACAACAACCCUUUCAAACUAAAAUCCCAAAACCCACACGUUUAUUACACACACUCUACACCAAUUCAUAUGCAGGAGCUCUUUUGAAAAAAAUCCCUGAACCACACUUAUCUGUUAUACACACCCAACUGCAAUUCACACACAACAGCCCUUUUAAACCAGACCCCUGAAUAAUAUACAUCUGUCACAAUGCCCCAACUGCAAUUCACACACAACAGCCCUUUUAAACCAGACCCCUGAAUAAUAUACAUCACAAUACUCCAACAGCAAUUCACACACAAGAGCCCUUUUAAACCAGACCCCCUGAAUAAUAUACAUCACAAUACCCCAACUGCAAUUCACACACAACAGCCCUUUUAAACCAGACCCCUGAAUAAUAUACAUGUCACAAUACCCCAACUGCAAUUCACACACAACAGCCCUUUUAAAUCAGACCCCUGAAUAAUAUACAUCUGUCACAAUACCCCAACUGCAAUUCACACACAAGAGCCCUUUUAAACCAGACCUCUUAAUAAUAUACAUCUGUCACAAUGCCCCAACUGCAAUUCACACACAACAGCCCUUUUAAACCAGACCCCUGAAUAAUAUACAUCUGUCACGAUACCCCAACUGCAAUUCACACACAACAGCCCUUUUAAACCAGACCCCUUAAUAAUAUACAUCUGUCACAAUGCCCCAACUGCAAUUCACACACAACAGCCCUUUUAAACCAGACCCCCUGAAUAAUAUAUAUCACAAUACCCCAAGAGCAAUUCACACACAAGAGCCCUUUUAAACCAGACCCCUGAAUAAUAUACAUCUGUCACAAUGCCCCAACUGCAAUUCACACACAACAGCCCUUUUAAACCAGAACCCUGAAUAAUAUACAUC
Octopus sinensis (East Asian common octopus) is the source of this 3712-nucleotide messenger RNA. Its product is annotated as zinc finger protein 205-like. The record is from RefSeq and is a predicted model, not a curated record. The transcript is spliced from 2 exons. Lineage: Eukaryota; Metazoa; Mollusca; Cephalopoda; Octopoda; Octopodidae. Gene Ontology annotation, molecular function: RNA polymerase II cis-regulatory region sequence-specific DNA binding; DNA-binding transcription factor activity. Gene Ontology annotation, biological process: regulation of transcription by RNA polymerase II. Bases 279 to 2075 code for a protein of 598 amino acids.